GUUAGCUUAGAAGGGUUUUAUCCUUGACAGAAAACCGAUAGUUCACUGCCUAUUCUUUACUCUAAAGGACCCUGUCGCAUCGCUCCGAUCCGACAACCAUCGAAUUCUGAUAAGAGAUAACCGUAGCCCCAUCUCUAUCUUUAUAUUCCGGCAAUCCCCUCCCUCCCCUUCUCCCCCUUCUGUUACAAUUGCAGAGGUCCUUUAUCAAUUAAUUAUACCCGUGGUAAAACCGAUAACUCAUUAUGGCGGGGGAAAACACACCCGUGGGGCCCCUCAUUCAACUCCCAAUUUUGGACAUCUCGAAUCCGAACGACCCCGCCGUGGGGAAGGCGAUGCUGGACGCAGCCGCGAAAUAUGGCUUCCUCUACGUGAGCAGCAAAGGAACUGACUUCACCGUCAGUGAUGUUGAGAAGGCCUUUGACCUUUCUAGGCAGUUCUUUAAGUCCCCCGUGGAGGAAAAGGCGGCUUGUCGGAUCCAGCCCAAUAAUUAUGGCUGGUCCGGUAUGCAUGUCGAGACGCUGGAUCCAGAGCACCAACGGACAGGUGACUUCAAAGAGGCAUUCAACUUUGGGGAAUUCAAAGACGGGAAGGCCCAACACCCACUGCCGCGAUCCCUGACUUCACAUGAGCCGGAAAUCGCUCAUUUCGCAGAUCUCUGCAACAAAACCUGCGACAGGAUCCUCAAGCUGCUAGCACUUGGACUCGAGAUCCCUGAGGACUUCUUCACAGCUCGUCACGACCCCAGUCAAGGCCCGACUGGUUGUAAUCUCCGUUACCUCUAUUACCCGUCAAUCGCCUCCCCGGCAACCUCAUCUUACCAGCACGGCACCGACGUUCGUGCAGGCGCCCAUUCCGACUAUGGCAGCGUCACCUUGCUCUUCCAGCGUCCCGGCCAGCCAGGCCUGGAGAUCCUGACGCCAGAAGGAACCUGGGCACCCGUCCCAGUGCAACCAGGGCAAACUGCUGAGGAGGACAGGGAUGCUGCCUUCCCUUUCCCUCCUAUUCUAGUCAAUAUCGGCGACUUGCUUAGCUACUGGACAGAUGGGCUUCUGAAAUCAACCGUCCACCGCGUCGUUUUCCCACUAUCGGAGCAACAGACCCCCAACCCGCAGGAUCGUUACAGUAUCGUCUUCUUUUGCCACCCAUUGGAUAAGACAGAACUGGUCCCUGUCCCUAGUGAUAUAGUAACCGCCCAUCGACAAAAGUGCAAGGAGAGUGGUGUCCAGGACGAGAAAGUUGGCUUUGGCGGCGGAGCUGGGAGUCUGGAACCAGGCAAACGAACCCUGACGGCCCAAGAACACUUAGAGGCACGAUUGGCUGCAACGUACAAGUUCGAUAAAUGAUAGCUGGAAUGUGGCUUCGAGACCACAGAACUGUAUCCUGUUCCGCUUGCGUUAUAUACCUUGUUAUCCAACACUAAGCAGUAGAAGAA
Messenger RNA from Aspergillus caelatus, 1432 nucleotides. Its product is annotated as putative oxidoreductase, 2OG-Fe(II) oxygenase family. The transcript is spliced from 5 exons. NCBI's taxonomy places the organism in Eukaryota, Fungi, Ascomycota, Eurotiomycetes, Eurotiales, Aspergillaceae. The record is from RefSeq and is a predicted model, not a curated record. The coding region runs from base 243 to 1343 and encodes 366 amino acids.